AUGUUUGUCUCCUCCGCCCUCGCCCUCGCUGCCCUCGCCGCUGCCUCUCCCCUCGGCCAGCGCAGCGACGGGCCGUCUUACCCUCCCACCAGCAGCUCCAAGGGCUUCCGUCUGGUGGCCAACGUCACCGACCUCUCUCGCGACCUGAGCCCCUCUGUCCAGAACCAAUACGUCACUUCCAUCCACGUUGGUGCAGCCCUCAACCUGGUGGGCGUUGGCUCCAAGGAUGUCAGCCGUCUCUUCUACAUCAACGGCACCGCUGGUGAAUUCAUGAGGGGAGAGGCCACCACCGUCACGGACGGAGCUACUCCUCCCGUCCCCUUUGGCUUCACUCUCACACCGGACUCAGCCGACUCGGCGCUGUCCACCGCCAAUCUCAACGCUGGCCCUGGCAACAAGGGCGAUGUCACAACCCGCAUCCCCGUUCCCUACGUCUUCCUAGCUCCCGAGCAGAUGGCCAUCUGCGACGAAUACGUGGCCUACUACCGCAAGAACAUGCAGAUUGUCAAGCAGCUCAACUUGAACAAGGACAAGACGCUUCCUGCCAACUGUGCCCCCGUCCGCCUCAUGGCCGAAUGUGCUGAGCUCAACGAACUCCCAGCUGGAUCCAUCACCAACCACGACAACGUCUACACCGGUGACUGCUACGACGAUGUGGCAUCUAUUGAGUGGUCCAAAUACACUGCCUGGGGCAACUAA
Messenger RNA from [Torrubiella] hemipterigena, 699 nucleotides. NCBI's taxonomy places the organism in Eukaryota, Fungi, Ascomycota, Sordariomycetes, Hypocreales, Clavicipitaceae. The record is from the annotation of a GenBank genome assembly.